Messenger RNA from Symbiodinium natans, 2754 nucleotides. NCBI's taxonomy places the organism in Eukaryota, Dinophyceae, Suessiales, Symbiodiniaceae. The record is from the annotation of a GenBank genome assembly.
AUGACGCUGGAGUCCGAAGAGCCCCAGUGCGUGCUGUCCAAGCAGGCCACGGCCAAGGCUGUGGCCCUGGAGCCAGAGUCCGAGAAGUCUGCCUUGUCGCCGACGGCGGACCUGGGGGAGCUGCGCGAGUUCGUGAGAUGCGAGUCCUUGGAGCGCAUGCAGCUGUGCAUGCGCCUGCAGAAACAGCAGGAGAUGCUGGAGCAGCUGUCGGAAGGUGUCAUGCCCUUGAAGAGUGAUGGCGCUUCCGGCGGCUCCCUGCUUUCCGAAGACUUGAUCGUGGGAGAAGGUCCAUGGCACAAUUCGAUCGUGGCGGAGGUGGAUGCGUUGAAGCUCUCAAUGCAGCAUCUCUCCCAAGACAUCAAGGAGUUGCAGGAGUGUUUCGAUGUCAGGCCCCGCACGGGAAGCCUCGUGCUUAAAUCCGGUGGCUGCCAGGCAGUCGAUGAGUUUGUGGAUGAUGGCCGCUUUGUGCAAAAUGACCUGGACCGCUCUCCCUGCAAGGCCCCCAGUGAGGAGGGAUCCUUCGGCGGUGGGCUGAACUUCGAGCCGGCCCUGGACCUACAGUGGCUGGAGGAGCGAUUCGAGGCCCCGAACCAGUGCGCUGCUGACCUCACCAGCGUGGAGCAGCGGCUCGUGGAUGAGUUCACAAGAUGGUUGGGUGACUUAGAGUGUGAUUUCGCCGCAGCUUCUUGGCUCAUGGGCAGCUUUCCUUCGGGCCGUGUGAGCCUGUCGCCCCGCUUUCAUGACCUCACUGCUGGCCGUCCGCCGUUGAGGAUUCCACUCGCAGAGCGACGUGGUAUCCAACUCAAGCAGCUUGAAGACCUUCUGCGAUGUCUGGAGCAGGUGGCAGCUGAGUCAGGUGGCUUGAAGUGGAGAAAGGCGCAGGCGGCAAUCGAUGCGGCUGAUGUAAAUCUUUAUGAUCUUUGCGACGGUCUGAUCAAGCCGUUGACAUUAAGAUCGAGGUGCAGCUAUGUGGAGGCCGUGGCAGAGUCUGAAGACAAGCAGGUUCCCUCCUUCUUCGUGAGCCAUUGGUGGGGUCACCGGGCUAGGCAGCCUCCCGAAACCUUGAACCCACGGCGCGUUGCGCAAUCGUCCGCAUAUCGGUUUGAACAACCCCCUGAACCCUCAGGCGAGCCCGUGGCAUCGUUUGUGGCUGCGGCCCGGAAUCAUGGGCUGGUCCGGGGGCGCUCUUGCGAAGAUGCGUAUUGGGUCUGUGCGUAUGCCAACAACCAGCACGACGCGUUGGCAGAAAUUGGCAGCAAUCCAAAAGAGUCGCCCUUUUUCAGAGCCUUGCGGCUGGUGGAUGGUGUUCUGCUGAUUCUCGAUGGGCUGGGGCCUGCCACUCCUUUCAGGCGCAUGUGGUGCUGCUUUGAGAAGAGCCUGGUGGUCUCGUCCUUCGGGCGUGACAGGGACCGCCACCUGCUGCUGGACGUGGCCUGCACGCAUGAAGGCAAGCCGGAGUUGCUGACGGACGGGCUGACGGCUGAGGAGGCGCGCAUGGAGGAGGCCCACCGGAAAGUGGCAGCGAACUCCUCCGGCUGGCUGGCCAAGUCUCAGCGAGAGGGAACCUUUCCAGUCCAGCUCCUCCAGGAGGGCUUUCAAAUCUGCAUCCAGAAGGCCAGCGCCAGCCGCGAGGAAGAUCGCCGGCGGAUCCUGAAUGUCAUUGCUGGCAAGCCGGAUGGUGAGCUGGACACACCGCCUGAGCCCGAGCAUUCGGCCUACCAAGCGGUGGACCGCAGCCUCCGGGGCCUCUUUGCGGUGGCCACUUGGAGGACCGCGGUCGAGCAGGGGAGGCAGAUCUCCGAGCAGCCUCACGGGCUUCCGCUCGCGUCCGCGCUGCGGGACAGCGGCCGAAGUGAGCUGACGUUCCACUUCUCCCGAUGCCACCAGUUCUCUGACGAGGGCCUUGCGCAAGUCGUCGAGAGCCUCCCACAGGAACUGAGGAUGUUGUCGCUGCAGUUGGAGGCGUGUCAGGCACUCUCCCCAGCUGCCCUGAUGUCCCUGGGCCGGGGAUUGCAGACCCUUACCGCGUGUAACAGCCUGGACUUAAACUUGAGCUUCACUGGUAUUUGCUCAUGGGAGUCCUUGGCUGGCCUAUCCGCCGGUCUCCGGCAAAUGCCUCAGCUUCAAGUCUUGGUCCUGGAAAUGGAGGGCUGCACGGGCAUGACGUCCCUGGAUGCACUGACCGCGUGCUUGCCAUCGCUUCAGGCCUUAAGAUGCUUGCGCCUGGGCUGCGCGCGCCUGAAGCUUCACGGACUAGGUGACCUGGGCGAGAAGCUGGCCCAGUGCCCGCUGCAGGAGCUGCGACUCGACUUCAGCGGGUGUGGCGACUUAGAAAGCCUGGACACCCUCGCGGCCCUGGAGAUUGGGUCCAUGAGUCGGGUGGACUGGUGCUUCCCGAGAUGUACAGCCCUGAUGGUCCGCGAUGACUUCUGGAAAGCCUUGCAUCUGAAGUCCUUGCAUUCCUUGCGUGGCUUGAGCCACUUGAGCCUGAACUUUGCUCACUGCUUGGGUCUGCAGGAGGUGACGUCUCUUGGACUGGCGCUCGAAGGUACGGAGCUUGCGACCUUCAAGGUGAACUUCCACUACUGCAGCGCCCUGGCCCAACACCUGCAGUGGUCCUUCCUGACGGUUCCGGCCUUCCAGGAAGCCCUUGCCAAGGGCGGCCAGGGCCGCACCUGCGUCCGCGACCCGGCGGGCAAGUUCCAGGUUCGGGUCGAGGACUCGGAGGAAGAGGAGGAAGAGGACGGCCGCUGA